AUGCGGGCGCACGGCCUCAAUGCCGAUAGCGUGCUUGACUUCACAUCUUUUUCGCAGAUCGUUUGGAACAAGUUCCACGAGCAGGAUCCUCUUCCGACUAUGCUGAAAACGAGGGUUCUGGCAGAGUCGGGCUGCGGGAUCUGCGCCGUGCCAGCAAAGAGGCGGAGUUGCCUCUCCGAGAAGAGGAGGGGCGUGGAUGGAGGGUGUUGGGAUGAAGGGGAAGUGCUUGGAGGCUUGAACGAUCUGCUUGACUACAACCACGCCACGGGGGAGUUCGAGUAUCUUUCGGAAGAUGGUUCUGCAGAUGCGGAGUCCGGUGUUUGUUACGGAGCAGCUCUUUCCAGGAAUAUUGGCACUGUGCAAGGUGUCAGGAGCCACACAUUGAGGACACGACGAAUGGGGCGCUUCUGCUUGGCUGAUGUCACCAUUGUUGUGGAUGCCCGCAUUUCGGCAUCGGCAGCCUCGAUGAUUGCAGAGGCGGUGCAUGACCAGGUCAUCCGUGACUUCCAUCCAAUUGUCACGGACGUCCUCGUGCAUGUUGAUCCAGACGGGAGUCCGCAGUCGCACCGAUUGGAGACACACUCAGAGGUGGGCAACAUGGCCGACCAGAUGAUGAUGAAUCCUGAGGAGCUCGAGGCACAAAUCCGGGAAGCCCUUCUGCAGGAGGAUGCUGACAAAGACCUUCCACGCAUUUUGGAGGUGAAAGAACUCCAGACCUACUUCUACAUGGAAGAGUCACAGCAUCACAAGUACUGCGCAGAACUUGGAAUGACUGGCCCGUCCGUUCGCUUGCUGGGACAAGCCUUCGGGUGCUUCCUUUUCGGCCUGGUGAAAGGGGCCGAUUUGCAGCUUGGUGAUGUGGUCGAGUCAGCGCUGCGGAACAAUGUUGUGCAGAGCGCCUCAUCAAAUGAUUUCGCCGUAGCGAUCUCGCAGAACAAGGGCCAACACCGAGGUGAGGAUGUGGUCGUCACACCCGGAAGCAACGGCAUCCUGAGGAUUGCCUUGCUUAUGGACGGCCACGGGGGCCAAGACAUCGUCCGGCAUGCCGCCUCCUUGCAAGAGGGCCUCCUCAAGCACUGCACAGACUUGCAGGUUUGGCCUGGCUGUGCUGAAGACUCAGUUGCAGCCUUCCAGGACCAGGCGCGGCAGCAGCACUGGCGCAGCGGCUCCACCCUCGUGGCAGUCGUGUCAGAGGUGAAAACCUCUCGCGUCGCUUUUGCCUGGGCCGGAGAUUCCAUGGGAGUCUUGAUUCGUGGUGGGCACAUUGUGUACAGGACAACGAUGCACACCCUGGAGAAUGAUGAGGAACUUCACCGUCUGCAGACACACCGCCCAGCAUACAGCUAUCGCCUCCGUGACGGCUAUUUGUGCAGUUCCACCCCCUAUGCUGGGUGUGUGAUGCCGACCAGGGGCUUGGGCGAUGUAGAGUUGGAAAGUGCUGGAUUUCUGGCAGUGCCGGAGACGUCAGACUUCAUGGACGUGACGGCGGAUGACAUUGUUCUUGUUGCUUCGGAUGGCGUGUGGGACGUCGUAGACGCAGAGGAAGCCGUGGAGAUUCUGGCAGACACGCAGCAUCCAAGCCGCGAAGACCAGGCAGCGACACUCGCCGCGACGGCGCUCAAAGGCUGGCGGACAAGGUACGGUCCCAAUGAAGCAGACGAUGUCAGCGUGCUGCUGUAUCAACCUGUUUCCACUACUACAAGUAGCAGCCUUAGCGGCGCUGCUGAGCUCUGA
This is a messenger RNA of Symbiodinium necroappetens, 1734 nucleotides long. Lineage: Eukaryota; Dinophyceae; Suessiales; Symbiodiniaceae. The record is from the annotation of a GenBank genome assembly.